This is a messenger RNA of Styela clava, 1473 nucleotides long. NCBI's taxonomy places the organism in Eukaryota, Metazoa, Chordata, Ascidiacea, Stolidobranchia, Styelidae. The record is from RefSeq and is a predicted model, not a curated record.
UUUUACUAAGUUGCUAAUAAAAUGGCGGAGACGUUGGUUGACUCCAAGCCAAUUGAAUUGAAUAUUUCUACCAGCUAUGAACUAGCUACAACAUACCCAGGUUACAAUCACACCAAUGGAAACGAUGAAUAUACAUUGGAUCCAAAUAUUCAAGCUAUAAAUGGUUUCAGAAUAUUCGUCUGCGCUGUCGGAGUUUUGGGUAACAUUAUCGUGAUUGCAAUGAUUUUGUUGCUUACUGAAUUUAAUAAAGGAGUCACACAUUGGUAUAUUCUUCAGCUUGCAAUCGCCGAUUCAGCAUUUCUUCUUACUCUCCCGUUCCAAGUUGUUGAAGAUGCUAACAACGAAUGGAUUUUUUCAGAUGGGAUGUGCAAAGCAAAAGAAGCUGUUUUAUUUGUAAACUAUUAUAGUUCAAUUUCUUUUCUGACGGUGAUGGCUUUAGAUCGUUACAUUGCAGUGUGUCACGCAUUCUCAGACCGGUUGCAAAAAUUACGAACUACCAAAGCCGCUUAUAUUAUUACUGCUAUUGUAUGGACAGUCGCUAUAUUGAUAUGUAUACCUAUCAUGAUGUACAGCACAAAACGAGGACGUGAACCUUUUUGUAAAUGCGAACUGCAAUUCCCCGAGUAUGGUUUCGAUAUGGAAGCUCACAAUAUUUGUUCGGAAGAUUACGAUCCCGACGAUGAUUCUGGAUCAGGGUACGGUUACGACGAAUGUAUGAAAGACAUGACCAACACGGAGAAAUCGCCUGCCUGUUCGUCGCCAGAUGAUAAUGUUGAUUACCCAGGAGAAACCUUAUCAGAAAGCGAUGAGUUGGUUGAAACUCCUAAUCCAGAGUGUCAAUAUGACAAAUAUAACCAGGGAUUUAUUGGAUUCCUCUACUUUAAUUUUAUCGUGAUGUUCAUCGUCCCUUUCAUGAUUAUCGCAGCUUGUUACAUUCUGAUCAUUGUUCAUUUACACAAAAAGCGAUUUCGAGGGGACGCAUUGAGUAGAAAAACAAAAGAUGAUAAAGACACCGUUAGAGUGGUCAUUAUGUGCGCAAUACUAGUCAUUGUGUUUGCAGUCUGUUGGCUUCCGUAUCACUCUGUUCAAAUGGCAAAAAUGAAAGGAAUUUCAGGAACUAGUGACUUCUGUAGCAAACUUUUCCACGCAGCUUCUCUUGUGGCUUAUUUGAACUCUGCAAUUAAUCCAUACAUCUAUUUCAUCGCUGCAAGAUUUAAAACUCAAUUAAGACUAAUGAAAAACAGUAAACCUUUUUCUGUGAUAAUGUCGUUUCUCAGCAAGACAACAAAGGCUGAUUCAAGUAACAAUAAAUCACCAAGGCGUACAAUUGUUAAAGAUGAAAACGAAAUCGAAGACCAAGUACAAGAAGAUACUGGACUAUAAAAUCAAGCAAAUAAAAACUCCAAAACGUCCUAUUAAAACGUCAUUCACAAGUGCAAAUUAUGAAACGUUUCGUCGGCAUUGAAAUAAAAU